AUGGACGUUGACAGCAUUCGCGAGCAUUUGCUAGGGGACUCUCAGGAUACUUUCUCAUUUCCUGAUUUCCAUUCAAAUUUUGGUUCAGAGACAGCCAGUACCUAUAAUUGGAAUGAAAUAAUAUACAGCUCCAUGCUUGGAGUGAAGGAGGAGAAUUCAUUAGACGAAGAGAGGUUUCCAUCUCCUGUCACGUCGGUUCCUCCGCCAGCUAGUAAUAACGUACGUACGCAACAACAAGAUUUUCCUGCAUGGGAAACAACAUCACCAUGCAAAGAAAAGGCAGCUGCUUUAGAGAGGAGGCUGACGCCGCACUAUAGGGGAGUGAGGCAGCGGCCGUGGGGGAAAUUUGCAGCAGAAAUACGAGAUCCUGCUAAGAAAGGAGCCAGAGUAUGGCUGGGCACCUUCACCACAGCGGAGGCCGCAGCCCUCGCAUAUGACCGCGCUGCUUUCAGAAUUCGGGGAUCCAAAGCGCUGCUCAACUUUCCCCUCCUCGACCACACGGCCACUGAAGAUUAUCAGGCAGUUCCCGAAAAGUUGACGAAGAGGAGGAGAAAGGAGGUGUCAGCGGGCGGCACUGAAUUGAAGGAGCAUUGUCUUUCUCAGUUCAGAAGGUCCCAGUGCUCUAGUAUGACAAGUGCGGAUUGGACGAUCGGAGCGUAA
Cryptomeria japonica (Japanese cedar) is the source of this 660-nucleotide messenger RNA. RefSeq names its product ethylene-responsive transcription factor 1A-like. The coding region runs from base 1 to 660 and encodes 219 amino acids. Gene Ontology annotation, biological process: regulation of DNA-templated transcription; ethylene-activated signaling pathway. Gene Ontology annotation, molecular function: DNA binding; DNA-binding transcription factor activity. The transcript has a single exon. The record is from RefSeq and is a predicted model, not a curated record. Lineage: Eukaryota; Viridiplantae; Streptophyta; Pinopsida; Cupressales; Cupressaceae.